Aedes aegypti (yellow fever mosquito) is the source of this 1156-nucleotide messenger RNA. It is a transcript of the gene mdlc, whose product is annotated as RING finger protein 113A. The record is from RefSeq and is a predicted model, not a curated record. Gene Ontology annotation, molecular function: metal ion binding. Gene Ontology annotation, cellular component: U2-type spliceosomal complex. Lineage: Eukaryota; Metazoa; Arthropoda; Insecta; Diptera; Culicidae. The transcript has 3 exons. The coding region runs from base 161 to 1114 and encodes 317 amino acids. Gene Ontology annotation, biological process: snoRNA splicing.
GGUAACAUUGAUAUUCUUCUCAAAACCAAAACAUUCAUAACUCAUUCAUAAACGCACAUUGUGAUUCCCAAAUAUUCUACCAAAUUCUACUGUGUUUAAAUACCUAAAUACUAAAUACCUAAAUCAUUCAACAAGGUUUAUUGUACGAUUUUUUACAAUAAUGUCAACGUUUAUAAAACGUAAUGUGAAGAAUAAAUUCGCUAGGAAGCGCAAGCAAUCUUCUGAGUCGGACGAAGAUGAGCCAGAAUCGGCCGUUGUCAUUAAUCAGGAUAAAAGAAAGAAGGCCAAUCCAAAUGUACAGAGUACAUCAUCGAUAAAGCACCAGCGCAAAGCCGCCGAUCAUGCUUCCAACAGUGAUUCCGGCAGCGAGGAAGACGACCGGUCAGCAGUCGGCGUCAGCUACAAAUCAAAACGAAGUGCUGCACCUGCUGGACCCAAUGACCAGGGAGCGACCGCAGAAUUGGAGAUUGAAACCGAAAAGAGCCACGAUGCCCAAGCGAUCUACGAGAAAAGUAUCGAGAUCAACAAGGAACUGGAAGGCAAAGAGGACGACAAAGUCUACCGUGGAAUGGCCAACUACACGCAGUUCUACAAGAAGAAGGAUAGUGCGUUGGGAAAUGCUGCUUCCGGAAUGGUACGCAAAGGCCCAAUCCGAGCACCCUCAAACAUUAGGUCCACGGUCCGAUGGGAUUACCAACCGGAUAUCUGUAAGGACUAUAAGGAAACGGGCUAUUGUGGCUUUGGAGACAGCUGUAAAUUUCUGCACGAUCGAAGUGACUAUAAACAUGGUUGGCAAUUGGAACAGGAGGCAUCCACGACCGGUGGCACAUAUGCGGGCGACGAUUCAGAUGGAGAUGACACUAAAUAUGAGAUUCAUUCCGAUGAUGAAGAGCUGCCUUUUAAGUGUUACAUCUGCAGGGAAAGUUUUGUGGACCCCAUUGUUACGAAGUGCAAACAUUACUUCUGUGAAAAGUGCGCUCUGGCCAACUAUAAGAAAUCUACCCGAUGUGCGAUUUGCGGUGUGCAGACGAAUGGCGUAUUCAAUCCGGCAAAGGACUUGAUAGCACGCUUGAAAACAAGAGAAAUCGAUGAAAAUGAUUCUGAUAGCGAUUAAUUGACGGUGAUCUUCUGAAAUAAAAUACAUAGUAAAAGUUUC